UUCUUCUCUCAAUUAUCCAACUCUUUUUUUUUUACUCUUAACCAUUAUUGUUCUCUUCUCCAUUUUCCUCUGUUUUCCUUUCCUCUGUUCUCCCAACUCUCUCUAUUGUCAAGCAACAAGAACAAAAAUGCCGGCGGCCGGCUUCGUAACGAAAGGGGGUAAAGAAUACCCCGGAAAACUCACCCCUUACGUCCUCGCAACAUGCAUUGUUGCGGCCAUGGGUGGUCUCAUCUUCGGCUAUGACAUCGGAAUUUCAGGUGGAGUAACAUCGAUGCCGGAUUUCUUGAAGAAGUUUUUCCCAUCAGUAUACAGAAAAGAAGCACUAGAUAAAUCAACAAAUCAGUACUGCAAAUUUGAUAGUGUGACAUUAACAUUGUUCACAUCAUCUUUGUAUUUGGCUGCUUUAAUUGCUUCAAUAGUGGCUUCUUAUGUAACAAGAAAACUGGGUAGAAAACUUUCCAUGUUAUUUGGAGGUAUUCUUUUCUGUGCUGGUGCUCUCAUUAAUGCUUUUGCCAGAGAUGUUGCUAUGCUUAUUGUUGGUCGUAUUUUGCUGGGUUUUGGUGUUGGAUUUGCCAAUCAGUCAGUACCACUAUACCUAUCAGAAAUGGCACCAUACAAAUACAGAGGAUCCCUCAACAUCGGCUUCCAACUUUCAAUUUGCAUAGGCAUAUUAAUCGCCAACAUCCUCAACUACUUCUUCGCCAAACUCCACGAUUUAGGCUGGAGAUUAAGCUUAGGAGGAGCCAUGGUUCCCGCCAUAAUCAUCAGUGUAGGUUCCUUAAUCCUACCUGACACCCCAAACUCUUUAAUCGAGCGUGGUAAACCUGAUGAAGCAAUGCAGAAGCUCAAAAGAGUCCGUGGUAUCGACGAUGUGGAAGACGAGUUUAACGACCUAGUGGCUGCAAGUGAGUCCUCUAAGAAGGUUGAUAACCCUUGGAGGAAUCUGUUACAGAGGAAGUAUAGGCCUCAUCUUACUAUGGCUAUUGCCAUCCCUUUCUUCCAGCAACUUACUGGUAUCAAUGUGAUUAUGUUCUAUGCUCCGGUUUUGUUUAAGACGAUUGGGUUUAAGGAUAAUGCUUCGCUUAUGUCUGCUGUUAUUACUGGUGGUGUUAAUGUGUUGGCUACUUUGGUUUCUAUUUAUGGUGUUGAUAAAUGGGGUCGUAGGUUCCUCUUCCUUGAGGGUGGUGUUCAGAUGUUCAUUUGUCAGAUAGUUGUAGCUAUAUUCAUUGGAGUGAAAUUCGGAGUAAGUGGAAACGCCGAGAAUCUCCCAGAAUGGUACGCCAUAGUAGUAGUCCUCUUCAUAUGCAUCUACGUAGCCGCCUUCGCAUGGUCAUGGGGUCCACUAGGCUGGUUAGUACCCUCAGAAAUCUUCCCCUUAGAGAUCAGAUCAGCAGCUCAGAGUGUCAACGUAUCAGUCAACAUGUUCUUCACCUUCGUAAUAGCCCAAGUAUUCCUCACUAUGCUCUGCCACUUCAAGUUCGGACUCUUCCUCUUCUUCGCCUUCUUUGUCGUGAUCAUGUCUGUGUUCGUCUACUUCUUCUUGCCCGAGACUAGGGGAAUUCCUAUUGAGGAAAUGAGCAUUGUUUGGAAGAAUCAUUGGUAUUGGGGUAAGUAUAUUCCUGAUGAUGAUCUUCCUCAUGGUGGUUAUGCUCUUGAGAUGGGUAAGGGUAGUAAUAAUGGACAGGCUACUAAGACUGUUUGAUGAAAAUCUUUAAUUUCUUUUACUAAGUUUGAGGGAGGGAUUGCAUUUUAGUGAAAUUUCUUAGGAUUGGAUACACAGGAAUUGUAUUUAAUUAUAUCAUUAGAUUAGCUCCUUUUUCAUAUAUAUUAGCAAGUAUUUUGAUCAACAAAUUGUGAUUUGGCUAAUUGGCUAUGGACUGGCUGUAAUGGUGGCAUGCUUAUAUACAUAAACAAGCAAAUAUUGUUUCUUAAUUAAA
This is a messenger RNA of Spinacia oleracea (spinach), 1937 nucleotides long. Its product is annotated as sugar carrier protein C. Gene Ontology annotation, cellular component: membrane. NCBI's taxonomy places the organism in Eukaryota, Viridiplantae, Streptophyta, Magnoliopsida, Caryophyllales, Amaranthaceae. The record is from RefSeq and is a predicted model, not a curated record. The transcript has 4 exons. Gene Ontology annotation, molecular function: monosaccharide transmembrane transporter activity. Gene Ontology annotation, biological process: monosaccharide transmembrane transport. Bases 128 to 1702 code for a protein of 524 amino acids.